Molecule: messenger RNA, 4187 nt
Organism: Rhipicephalus microplus (southern cattle tick)
Lineage: Eukaryota; Metazoa; Arthropoda; Arachnida; Ixodida; Ixodidae
Biological process (GO): regulation of transcription by RNA polymerase II; negative regulation of DNA-templated transcription
Cellular component (GO): transcription regulator complex; histone deacetylase complex
Molecular function (GO): transcription corepressor activity
Source: RefSeq, a predicted model, not a curated record
CCGGUCCCAGCCGCAGCGCACGAACUUUGCGCCGUACAACGCGAACCGAGCGCUCCUGAUGCCGUCAUCGCUGGGAAGGUCGUAAACACACUUUCCAGUCGUCGAUUGCCACAACUUGACAUGACCGUCGUGAGAGGCGGUCAGCAGAAGUCUGCUGAAAGGCUCCGGUGCCCAGGAAGCGGCCACAAGCGCUUUGUCGUGCGCCUUGAAGCGUCGAAAAGAGCGCGUCACCACCCUUGCACUGUACUCGGCGGCGUUCGUCCGCUUGUCUUCGGAAAUUACCAGGGAUGUAUCCAAGGCGCCCCGCGGUGAUGCAGUAUGUUUGGCAAGGGGCGCGGCAAUGGGCGACGUCUGCUGUGGCUGCGGCUGAGGUGGCAUGUCCAGCAGCCUGGAGGCUCCCUCUCCGCCCCCACCCUCCUCCUCUCCUCCCCCGGCCCCACAGUCGGCCAUGACGGUGGACUUCUCGGCAUACGGGCUCUCCUCCUUCGUUGGGGGCACCGACAAUGCCACCCAGGCUCUCUACCUGUUUCCUGAGGCUGCAGCCUUUUCUCCCAAGGACCAGAAGGGUCCUUCACCCCCGACCAGCAGAGCCUACGACCAUGCUGGCGAUGCUAUGCUCAGUGCAAUCAAUUACGGCGAGGAUGAGGUGCUUAACGAAGGUUUCGAGGUUCCCUUUGGCUCUCUGGAUGGUUUGCUGCGGUUGCCCCCUCGGCCAGCCACGGCCCCUGCCGACGCUUCGCCGUUCGACCUGCUUGGGGACAGCGAGCUGCAGUUGUCACCACCGCAGGCCUUCGGUGCGGCCACUCAUGGACCAGAUUCAGUGGUAGGGAGCAGUGGUGAUCCACCCGGAGCCUCCCUGUCUCUGCCAUGCAUCAGUCUUCCAUCGGACAAGGAGAUGGGGCGGCUGUCACCGGCCUUGUCGGCUGCUGCUGCUGCCACUGGCAUUCGGCCCAUUGCCAAAGUGGGUGGCAAUGGUGGCAGGGCUCCCUCCGCGCAGCCCUGCCCAGUGUGCGGCAAGGUAUUUGGAAACUCAAGCGCACUGACCAAGCACAAGCUGACUCACUCCGACGAGCGCAAGUACGUGUGCAGCCAGUGCCAGAAGGCGUUCAAGAGGCAGGACCACCUAAACGGCCACAUGGUGACGCACCGCAACAAGAAGCCGUACGAGUGUGACGCCGAGGGCUGUGACAAGAGCUACUGUGAUGCCCGCUCCCUACGUCGUCACAAGGAGAACCACCAUGCCUCAGUGGCGCUCACGCUGGUGCCCUUUCAGGCCAUCCCUCUGCCGCCGCAAUUGCAACUGGUGGCGUUUCCAUCGGAAGAUGGAGGGACCUCGGUGUGGGCUCCGGUCGGGGGAACCACCCAGCGCCCCCUUCUGGUCGCACCACCCACACAAGGGACGGCCGUGCAGCAAGCCACGCCACAACAACCGCCGCAGCAGGAAGCGCAGCAGCAGACCUCCCAGCGGCAGCCUUCACCAAGACCGCUGCCACAGCCAGAGGGCCCGCAGCUUUUGCAACAGCUCUUAGAACCAAGCAAGGCAUGGACGACUGUGCCAACCGUCUCAUUUUCUGCAGAGGCAAUAAACGAGCCAGUGCCAGGCCAUAGUGGCAGUUCACUGCCUUCAACAACAUUGGAUGCUGUGCCAAUGGCAGCCACAGAAUGCCUCUGCAGCCUCUGCCAUCAGAAACUCGCCAGCCUGUCUGAACUGGAGCAGCACAUGCGACUCCACCAGCCACCCGCUACAACCGCCGCCACACAGAGCACAGCUAUGUUCACGCAGGGGCUUCAAGCAACGUGCCAGCCUUCCAUGGAGCGUGUUGCAGUAAGCAGUUCGACUAUGCCCAUUUUGCAGCCGGACGAAGUGAUUACCUCUGUUGCACCGAGCCAGCAUCGCCCGGGGCCAUUGCUUCCGCCUCUAAACACGUGGGCAGUAAGACCAACCCGCCCAUCCCUGACCAAUGCCAACAAUGAGCGCCGGCGCCACUCCGAUUCUGACCACUUGGCCUUUGAAGGCAGCAGCGGUCUUCUCGCUGAUCUUUUACUGGGACCUCGCCGUACCUGUAGAGUGGGCUCGGACCCAGGACUCGAACCACUGCCCUCCUUCGAGCAAUUGCAAGGGCUGGUGGCAUCAUCUCGAAGCUCGCUCGUCGUGUCACCCGACGCAAUGCAGGCCAGCAUGUCGUACGGCGACUCUCAUCAACAUGAGGACGUGUUUGCCGCCAUUAGCGAUGCAUUUGACGAGGAGGAAGAAGAAAAGCCGGACAAGGACAUGUGUAGUUUUGUAGGCAACCACUCUCUGCACCAUGGCAAUCUUGGCCGUUCUCCAGCCAGAACGACACUGGCGCAAUCCCCGGUGAGCUUUGACCACGAAGUGGUGUGCGUUCCAGAUUCGCCGCCGCUCGUCGAAACCAAGGAAAUCAAGACUGAGCCAAGUUACGAACAAAUGGAUGUUCGACAAAACGCAGAAACUUCUGAUGUGCGUCGGACUGCGCAAAUGCCCACAUCAGUGAUGGUGUCUACCAUAGUGCACUCGAACCAUCCGGCAAAACCCAUUGGGCAUUCAGUCAUGCCUGAUGUUGGCAGCACUGAAACUCCCGAUGUUCCGGAGGCUUCUUUGGAGACGAAGAAGCCAUUGGAAAAUAGCGGGAGUGAAGAGGUUCAAGUGUCUUCGUGUCGAGCUGCAGAAUGUGAUGAUGACGAUGUGUUUUUAAGCCCUAUCCCGACGUGCCCCUUGCGGAGUCGACGGAAACACAGACCAGAGCCCCUGUACAUACCGCCUCAUGUGAAUGCCAUCGGCUUCCCGAGCCGGCUGCGCUCACCUCGUCUCUGGGACCCGUGUGGGGAGGCCGGAGGCUGCAAGGGCUCUGCUGGCGUCACCUCGCCGCCCCCGUACACUCCACCUCCCAUGCUCAGUCCCCUGCGGUCAGGCUCCGGUCUUUUCUGGCACGUCUACUCGGGACCCCGGUCAGCCGGCCCAAUGACGCCUCACGCUGUCACUCCUAGAGAUCGGGUGAGUGCCGUCUAUCCGCCCACUAGCGGUGGAGGCAGCAGUGCAGUGCCCCAGUCACCUCUGGAAAGUCCGUGCGAGGCGCCCGUUUCUGAAGAUGAGGGCGAGCUGGCACCAGAGACGGACAUCCUUCCGCACGUCAAUGUUGGUCCACAGUAUCAAGCCCGGUUGCCCCCCUUAGAUGUCGAAGAUGCAUUGAAGUCUGAACACCUUGCUGACCUCGUCUGGGACCCACGCAUUGGCGACCACUUAGCUGAUGAUGAAGUGGAAAACUAUCUGGAGUUUGCAUGCUGCGCGGCCGUGCCUGGUGGAGGUCGGAACCGAGAGUAUGCCUUUCACGUAUUGGCACUCUGCCAGGGGAAUCUGCAGGAGGCAACGUUGAGGUUGAUGGAGCGGGAACCGCGGCUGCCCGGUGGUCACCCGCUGCUGACGUACCGCUACCCAGAGUGCCACCGUUGGAGCCGUGAGGAGAUGGAGCGCUUCCAAGAAGGGCUGGCCACAUUUGACAAGGACUUCCUGCACGUGGCCACCAAGGUUGGAACCAAGAAUGUACAGCAAUGUGUUGAGUUUUACUACGUGUGGAAGAAAGUGGUGCCGGAAGAGUACCGGCGGCUAAGGUGUAUGCGGCGGCGGCGCGAGCUGGACCAGGCGGCACCGGAGGAAGACGACAUGGAGGAAGCGGCCGGCAGCCCGUCGGCUGCGCCUGCAGCCAUAGCCAAGCCGACGAUGCCCGCUUCGGAACCUGUGCAACCCUGUGAGCCGCCGCAGGAGUUCCCGUGCAGACUUUGUGGAAGGGUGUUUGCCAAAGUGAAAAGCCGCAAUGCCCACAUGAAGAGCCACGGAGCCCCUCGUUCGGUGCCCAGCAGCCGAUUCGAAUUCUGAGUGCCGGUGGCAGUAUUGUCGCCGAUGCCUCCCCACCACCACGGUUGGUGCUGCUGCCCUCGUUUGCUGCAAUUGCUCAACACCUGGGCCGAAUGUUCUGGCCCAUUGCCCCAUGCCCACCCUUCGUGUCGUCCCUGUACAUGGCUUGUAAAUACUAGGUUUUUUGUCAUUCUUUUUAAUUGGGGAAUCGUAACGAUCCCAUUGCCAAGGCCGUCCGGCGGGUCCUCGUUAUUUUUGUACUCGCGAGGCACGUGCUCCACAGAUUAAAGAAGAGAAGAUAUGCUGUUGACCACUG